GCGCCAGCGGCCUCGGGGCGGCGGUGCUGGCGGGACUGGGCGCUGGGGCUUGGGAAGUGGCGCUGCACCUCUGCCGCCGCGCCGCCGAGCUGCGAGGCUGGCGGUUGGGGCACUUGGGCGGCCUGGCGGUGGCCUUCCUGAAGGCCGUCCUUGCCUGCGAGCGGUGCCUGGAGGCAGCCCCUCUUCGGCGCCUCCUGAGUUUAGUGGAGGUGGGCCCCGCGCGGGUCUUGGUCCUGGACCUCCUCUCUCCGGUGCCAGGCGUCAAGGACGAUGGGCUGCGGGCGGAAGUGGCAGAGACGCUCUGGAGGCACAACCUCGGCCCGAGGCUUCAAUGCUUCGCGAUCCAGCGCAGGCUGCACCGCCCGGUGCUCUCCGCGCUCGGGGAGCUGCGGUCCGCCUCUUUCGCCGCGCAAGGCCUCCUGAGGGACCGGACCUUGGAGCGCCAGUUCUGCCUGGGCGCUGCCACGCGACACCUGCUGCCGGCACUCAGGCUCGAGCCGUGCUGCCGCAGCCACCCAGCGGCAAAAAAGCCGCGGCCAAAACGCCGGCGCUUUGUGCUCCGCAGGUUCGUUGCGAGGACGGACACUCUCUGCACAUCAGACGUGCCACGGUGCACGUGAUGGAGGGAAGCCGAUGUCGGCGGGGUGUGCAGCUGCUGGCUGCUUUGCUGCUGGCGGCAGUGGCGCACUUUAGUCAGGCCUGGGGCUUCGCACUGGCGGGGUCCCGGCGAUCCGAGGAUGGCUCGCCCAAGACUGUGCGAGCUGCUGAAGGCAUCCUUGUGGCAGACCGCGAGCGCAGGCAGAGCAAGGACAAGGCCGGUGCCAUUCAGCCGCUGUCCUGGCUCCAGAAGCCCAAGCCCCCCACGCUGCCGGCGGAUUUGUUCAAGCCCAAGGAGAGCUUGUCCCAGACCUUCCUCGCGGACCCGAACUACAUCUUCAAAUGCGUCACCGCGCUGGACGACGAGUCGGAGGCCGGCAAGAGAGUGAUCGAGCUUGGGCCAGGCACCGGCGCCAUUACGUCUCGGCUCUGGCAGCGCUACCCCGAGAUGAUUGGCGUCGAGAUCGACCAGCGCGCCAUGCGGGUGCUGUCAAACACCGUGCCCGGCGCGACGAUCAUCAGAUCGGACGUGUUGCUGGUGAACUACACCAAGUUGGCCGAGCUCAGAGGCGGACCCUUGUCCAUCGUGAGCAACUUGCCCUUCCACGUGGCGUCGCAAGCCCUCUUCACCUUGGCCGACCAUGCGGAUGGCGUCCGCAACGCGCACGUCAUUCUGCAGAAGGAGGUGGCGGAGCGAUUGGUGGCGAAGCCCAACAGCAAGAAGUACGGCAUCCCCAGCGUCGUCUUCCAGCUGUGCCGCGGGUUGAACAUGGCGAAGACCUUGAAGCUGGCGCUGAGCGCUUUGGCCUUUGCUCAGGCCCACAAGCCUCGUGCUGAUGUGGAGCAAGCCUUCGAUAAGUUCCUGAAGGAUUUUGACAAGAGCUACGAUGACGUCGAGAAGCAGGCCCGCUUUGCUGCUUUCGCCGAGAAUUACGAGUACAUCCAGCGCGAGAACGCCAAGAAGCUGUCGUACAAGCUGGGUCUCAACGAGUUUUCGGACAUGACCCUGGACGAGUUCAAGAUGGGCAUGCUGGGCAUGAACAUGCCGGAGUCAGUCUGGGGCAAUGUGGCAAGCGGGGGAGUGCACAAAGUGAGCAACGCGAGCCUGCCAAAAUCUGUCGACUGGAGAGGAAAGGCAGUGACCCCGGUGAAGAACCAGCAGCAGUGCGGAUCUUGCUGGGCUUUCAGCACCACUGGCGCGUUGGAGGGUGCCUGGGCCCUCGCGACUGGCAAGCUGGUGUCCCUGUCCGAGCAGCAGCUGGUGGAUUGCUCCAAGAAGUUCGGCAACCAGGGCUGCAGCGGCGGCCUCAUGGACAACGGCUUCAAGUACGAGGAGCAGGCGCCGGUGUGCACAGAGGACAGCUAUCCCUACACUGCCAAGAACGGCAUCUGCAAGGCUUCCGGCUGCACGGUGGGCAUCCCGGCCCACGGUGUGACCAGCUACGUGGACGUGAAGGCGGACGACGAGCAGGCUCUCAUGGAUGCGGUGGCCAAGCAGCCGGUGUCCGUUGCCAUUGAGGCGGACCAGAUGGCCUUCCAGAUGUACAAGAGCGGCGUGCUCACGAAGACCUGCGGCACCAAGCUGGACCACGGCGUGCUGGUGGUGGGCUACGGCACCGAGGACGGCACGGACUACUGGCUGGUGAAGAACAGCUGGGGCGCUACCUGGGGAGAGCAGGGCUUCGUGAAGCUGGAGCGUGGCAAGGCCGGCCCCGGCGAGUGCGGCAUCAAGUCGCAGGCCUCUUACCCGGUGGUGUCCGGCUCCGGCCCCUCUCCUUCCCCGCCGUCCCCGCCAUCCCCGCCGUCCCCGCCGUCUCCUCCGUCCCCGCCCUCCCCUCCCAGCAAGAGCCACUACGAGAAGCCGCCCUGCCAGAGCGACGAGACCCAGGCCGAGGUGGAGGGUGCUGGCGGCAGCGUCUGCGCGCCCAAGUGCAACACCGGCGCCUGCCCCAGCGACGUGCCGGCGGGAACCACCGCGCACCCCAUGUGCAUCCUGCAGGACAGCAGCAGCGGCGACAAGUACUGCGCACUUGCAUGCAUCGUGGGCGGCUGCCCCAGCGGUUCCAAGUGCGUCCACCUCUCCAGCCUUCUGGGCAUUUGCGUCUACCCCGACUCCGAGCCUGCUCCUUUGAAGCUUGGGCUUGCCACAGGCACUGAGAUGGUUAUCUGA
Molecule: messenger RNA, 2767 nt
Organism: Effrenium voratum
Lineage: Eukaryota; Dinophyceae; Suessiales; Symbiodiniaceae
Source: the annotation of a GenBank genome assembly